Molecule: messenger RNA, 1425 nt
Organism: Lodderomyces parapsilosis
Lineage: Eukaryota; Fungi; Ascomycota; Pichiomycetes; Serinales; Debaryomycetaceae
Gene: EAF7
Product: Eaf7p
Exons: 1
Coding region: 1-1425 (474 amino acids)
Biological process (GO): regulation of DNA-templated transcription
Cellular component (GO): H4/H2A histone acetyltransferase complex; nucleus
Source: RefSeq, a predicted model, not a curated record
AUGUCUAGUAAAGAAUCUGGACAAAAUGAAGAGCUCCUACCGAAUAGAUCCUGGAGUGUAGAUGAGGAAAUAAAGUUAUUCAGCUUGGUGUGUGAUUACAAACCAGCAGGCUCAAAAAAACACAAGAAUAUGGCUGUUAUUUUAAACAAAAUCAAUGAAUCUAUAGAACCACUAGUACCACCACUUAAUGAGUCGGAUGUGUGGCAAAAACUACAACAAUUGUUCAAUCUUUCAAAGAUUGACCUUCUUGAGGGGCUCAGCGGUGAUGAAAUUACCAACAGUGAUAGUUUGGAUAAUGCUAGUGGCAAUACAACUGCUGGUGAAGAAUCAGUAAAACCCACUUUAACACGAAAAAAGGAUUUUAUUGAUAAUGCCGAUGAACAAGACGAUAAAGAAGAGAAAGCACAGAAGAGCCUAGAAUUGGAGAAAAGAGGUAGGGGCAGAACAGGUAAAGGUGGCAAGGAGAAUUCAACUCGAAGACGAUUAAGAAAUUCAGUUGGCGAUGAAUCAGUAAAGGACGAAGAUAAGGAAGGGACUAGUGAGGUGCACAAUAGCUCCCAAGACGAAAGCCAAGAGGCUAAAUUAGAUUUUGUAUCAAAUAAAAAAACGCGUCCACAUAUUAAAGCCGAGAAGGACAAACAAAUAGCGGCACAAGAAGACCAAGAGGAAAACGAGGAGGACGAAGCGGACGAAGCGGACGAAGAUGAAGAAGAUGAAGAAGACGAAGAAGACGAAGAAGACGAAGAAGACGAAGAAGACGAAGACGAAGAAGAUGAGGAUGAAGAGGAUGAGGAAGAAAAGGACGAAGAAGAAGACGAAGAAGAAGACGAAGACGAAGAUCAGAAGGAUGAGGAUGAGGAGGAAGAGGAAGAAGAGGGAGAUGGUAAAAAUGGGAGAGAUGAAAAGGCUAAAGAGGAAGGAGAAGGAGAGGAAAGUCCUGAUGUUGCACCUUCAAGACGAACUAGAGGCCGAAGGCAUGUUGAAGAUCACGAUGCUCCCUCAAGAGAGCCCCCUCGUAAAAAGCAGAGAUCAGAUGUCAAAUCUGAAGGACCCCUUGAUGAAGCCACAGUUGAGAAAUUUUCGAAGAAAGGCAAAAAUACGGCUUCUGUUGCCCCCCUACCGUCUACAGGACGAAGAAGAACUCGAUCUGAGGCACACGUUGAAAACGUAGAAGAAGAAGACACACGUCCCAAACGUGAAAAAAAGGGAAAUGAUAUUAAGAAACAAGAACUGGAGAAUGAAUCCACAGAGGACGGGUCUGACAAGAAAAAGCUGGCAAAACUGGAAAGGAGGAGCGAUAAGUCCCAAAAAGGCUCAGUUGAACCUAUUAAAACAGCAGUUAGACGGUCUGGUCGUGGAGUUAAUGCUCUGCAGGAUUCAAAAAGACUGACACCUCCUAUAAGACGUAGUACAAGGAAAAGGUGA